AUGUGCUGUCAAUCAGGAGACAUUGCGAUCUGGCAACACCAGAACACGCUGUUCACUGCAGUGGAAAUUAUGCCUUCUGAAAAAACCCUUCAGUUUAUUCGACAGGCCUCUCUGUUAUACAAGGACAACUGUCCAGAGCAGUCACGAUUCUUCAUGCAAAGACAUCAGAUGGAGGUCCCAGAUGUCCCAGAGACUGUAGUCUGUCCGUUCUGUUUCCAGUGGCGACAGCCGGACAACCACCGUGUGCGGCUGCGGCCCAAACGAAAGCCCUCCGUGCGGAUCCAGCAGCUCCUCAGAAAGGAGGCAGCAGGCAGGAGACUCAGCCUGGAGCAGAAAGACAUCCUCCGGAGAUUCAGGAACUCCUCCAACACUCUGAUGGCCACCUGCAACACAUGUAGCAAAACGUCCAGACGUGCUGGAGUGAACAGGGACUUGUUGGCAUCUCUGUCAAAGAGCAGCCAGAACACUCCUGCAAGCAGCGGCAGACGCAAAGCCCACUACCAGCCUCUAAACAGUGGCAUCGCGACCACCCCAAAGUCUGGCUCCGGUGCAAAAACCCCUAACGGCACGCCAAGGUCCAUAUCUUCUGAAAGCACAGGCUCCUCCGCGUCAAAGUCGGGCAGCGUGAAAAAGUCUGCUUUCUCUCGCCUCAAGAAGCUCCUGAUGGUAGAUGACAACCAAAAGAGUGAGAAGAGGGGACUGAAGGACUUCUUAUCCUCCCUCUGA
Molecule: messenger RNA, 726 nt
Organism: Chanos chanos (milkfish)
Lineage: Eukaryota; Metazoa; Chordata; Actinopteri; Gonorynchiformes; Chanidae
Gene: rmp24
Product: ribonuclease MRP subunit p24
Exons: 6
Coding region: 1-726 (241 amino acids)
Source: RefSeq, a predicted model, not a curated record